UGAGAUUGUGACCAUUGUCCACUACAACCACACCAGGCAAUCACUCGACACGCAUAGAGUCGUCCACACACGGCUUUCUCUUCAGGAUCACUGUUCCCAGCGUUUGGAAUACCAGCACAGUUCAUCACCAUGUCGGCCCCCAACGCCGUCGCCAGCUCGUCCAAGCACAAGGACGGCAAGCACAAGGACAAGUCGUCCAAGAAGUCCAAGGAGCACAAGCACAAGUCGCACAAGGACAAGCUCCCCAAGGCGGAGCGCAGCGCCGUCGAUGGGCCGUUCGAGCACCGCGUUCAGCGCAUGCGGCUGAGCGUGCCGCCCAAGUUCUCUGCCGACUGGCUCGAGGGCGUGUGUGAGACGCUCGACGGCAUGCUCAUGCGCUACGUCCCCCAGCUCGGCGGCGUCCUGCUCGCGCACACCAAGCACGAGCUCGUGGACGACAUGGUGCGCAUCAUCAACGAGUGCCCCUUCGGUGUCGUGGACGUUCAGUUCCACUCGAUCGUGUGGGCGCCCAAGGUCGGCCAGGUGCUGUAUGGAACCCACUCGCUGUCGUCCCCAUCUCACAUCUCGCUCCUCUUCGCCAAGACGUUCAACGUGUCCAUCCCGCUCAACCACAUUCCGCUCGGCAAGUACGAGUUUGAGCACACGGACUCUCCAGACGAGGACGACGAGUCGAGCGACGAGGAGGACGAUGGCGACAUGUUUGGCGCGUCGCCCGUGCACGAGGUUGGCAGGUGGAAGGAGACGGCGACGGGCAGCCAGCUGGGAGCUGGCGGUGAGCGUGUGCGCUUCACCGUCAUCGACCUUCACGUCACAAACCACAUGCUCAGCCUUACGGGCUCGCUGCUGGAUGACCCCUCGCAGGCGCCCGAGCUGCCUACAACUGCUGCCGCCUCGCCGCGUGAGCCGUCGUUCUCGCCCGAGCUGCCCGACGUCCCACCACCGGCCAAGGUCGCGCGCGUGUCGCAGCCCAAGCGGGCGCCGGUGGCUGCCGCCGCUCCGGCAAUCGACGAGAGCAACUUGACUGCCCGCGAGCUCAAGAAGCUCCGCAAGGAGCAAGCAAAGGCCAAGCGCGACGCGCGCAAGGAGCGGAAAGAGGGCGCCGAGUUCGAGGACGAGAAGGAGGACGAUGCCUCUGCCCCAACAGGCGGCAAGCGCAAGGCCGAGGGUGGGGCCGACGGCGAGCGCAAGAAGCAGCGCAAGGGCGACGAGUAAGGUGUACGGGCUUGGGGAUUUCAUGUACGCGC
Vanrija pseudolonga is the source of this 1244-nucleotide messenger RNA. RefSeq names its product DNA-directed RNA polymerase I subunit RPA43 (gene RPA43). Gene Ontology annotation, biological process: DNA-templated transcription initiation. Lineage: Eukaryota; Fungi; Basidiomycota; Tremellomycetes; Trichosporonales; Trichosporonaceae. The transcript has 4 exons. The coding region runs from base 130 to 1212 and encodes 360 amino acids. The record is from RefSeq and is a predicted model, not a curated record. Gene Ontology annotation, cellular component: RNA polymerase I complex.